Molecule: messenger RNA, 594 nt
Organism: Colletotrichum abscissum
Lineage: Eukaryota; Fungi; Ascomycota; Sordariomycetes; Glomerellales; Glomerellaceae
Exons: 2
Coding region: 1-594 (197 amino acids)
Source: RefSeq, a predicted model, not a curated record
AUGGUUAUCGGUCUGCUCGCCAUCGCCGCCAUACCCACAGUCAUCGGCACUGGUCAGGCCGUAAGCGCUCAGAAGAAGCAGAAUGCCGCUGCCAAAGAACAGGCCAAGUUCAGCCUCACGGCGACAAUGACCAUUGACGGCAAGCAAGAAGAGUGCCCAUGUAUCGUUGUUGACAACAAGAUAUGGAUAAGUCAUAGUCUGGCACCGGCUCCAGGGCACAAGUUUUCAGGGUAUUACUUCAACUACCCCAGCGAACCACCAAUGCGCGCCUUGGUAUCAACGAUAGCGGAAGACCCGCCCAUGUUGAACUGGAUUUACGUCGACGCCGACAGCAGAGCACUCCGCCACGGGGGCCGCAAAGAUACCCUAGGCCAUGUUAUAGGACCUUGGGGCUGGACUGACGAUGAGAGGUAUCUCUCACUCAGAGGAAGCGGGCUCGGCUUCGUAGCCGUACUGGAGGAGGACGGCAGGUGGGCUGCAUAUUGGGAUCCGGAUGGGCGGUUGCGGGAGGGCUAUGAUCCCGAGGACUGUAUGGAGAUAGCUCUCAGGCGGCAGAUGGCGCUAGGCAUUGAAAGCGCCUACGUGAAAGGAUAG